Mytilus trossulus (common blue mussel) is the source of this 1156-nucleotide messenger RNA. RefSeq names its product protein Abitram-like. Gene Ontology annotation, molecular function: actin filament binding; actin monomer binding. Lineage: Eukaryota; Metazoa; Mollusca; Bivalvia; Mytilida; Mytilidae. The record is from RefSeq and is a predicted model, not a curated record. Gene Ontology annotation, biological process: regulation of actin filament polymerization; regulation of filopodium assembly; dendrite morphogenesis. The transcript has 6 exons. Gene Ontology annotation, cellular component: nucleus; filopodium tip; dendrite. Bases 116 to 685 code for a protein of 189 amino acids.
UUCUUUUCUAAUGAACUUCCAACUUCCGGUUAAAGUGAAAGUAGACCACAUUUCAUAUUGUCAGCAUCUCUAGUGCCUUGCGUGUUAAUUAAGCCUUCUUAAAAUCACUAAGGUUAUGGAAACUGACAAAGAGCAUGUGACCAAUGAUCAAUCUGAAUCUAGAACUGUAACUGGUAAAACUCACUUGAGUGUAGUCGAAAGAUACUAUAAACCAAAGUAUAUUCUAGAUUGUCAGGCUAAUGAAGAUGAAGAUCUCUGUAUACUCACUCAUUCAAACAGAAUUUGCAUUAUUACACUGGCGUCUACUCAUCCAGUUGUUAGAGAUCAGAAAACAAUAAAACAGAUCAGUUUUAAGGUCGGAGGUAUUGAUAGACUUACCAACAAAGUUUCUGGAAAAGGGAAACGGGGAGCACAAGAGUUAAAUGCUGGAUCACCAAUAUGCAAGAUUUCAUGUGUUGAUGGGGAGGAAUUUACUGUUUAUUCAGGAAUAAAAGGACAGCUUAUUGAGGUUAAUGAAUGUCUGAUACAAAACCCAGACUUGAUCCUGAAAAAACCACAAACAGAAGGAUACGUCGCCAUUGUGUUACCAAAGCUUAAAGACCAUGAACAAGUUCUUAAAAAAUUGAAAACAGAGGAAGAAUACAGACAAAGAAGAUUUGAUCUUUCGGAUGAUGGAGGAAGUUGAAAUUUAAUGAAACUGUCCUGGUUGCAGUUCAAUAUGUUGGAUCAUUCUAUCGAUCAUGCUUUUAUAAACAUUUUUGAAACACCAAAUUCUAUAAUUGAAUGUAUAGAAUAGUGGCAUAUUGUAAAUUAAGUUAUGCUGCCUAGUUGAACUAGUUGGGCAAAACAUGACAAAGGUAAGAAUAACAAACCUUAACUGAAUAUACAUACAAUGACGAUAUUGACUAUGUAUAGAGGACAGUAUAUUGAAGUAAGAAAACUGAAAUAUGUAGAAAACCUGUAGAGAUGUCAAGUUUACAAAAAUACAAUUAUUAAAAGUAUGAAAUUCAUUUUUCCUUUGAAGAUGUCUGUUUUUAGAGCCUUUAAAAUUAGUAUGUCUCUUUUUCCCCGUGCAAUAAGUCCCUAUCUUCAACAAACAAUUAUUCACGCGUAUACUUAUUUCUAUAAACAAAUUAAAGAACCAAUUGCUAGCUUA